GCACGGGAUCGAGUUGGCUACCGGCAUCCAAGAAUUUUUUUUCCCUCCCCGCGCCAGACCUAGCGAUGACUCCUCCCCGCGGCGAGAAGCUUCAGGCGGCGGCGGCGGCGCAGGUCUCACAGGUCAUGCUGAUAAGGGGAACCCCGGGAGGCCGAGUUAAGUCAUAGUCCUAUCAGGCCAGCAGCUCCAGCAGCAACUUUCCCGAGUUGCCAGGUCCACAACACUUGUAGAAGAUAUGCUCUCUGGUGCAGGAUGAAGGCUAAAUUUCUGUCCGGAAUGUUGUAUUCAACGUUUCGCCUGGGCCGUUCUUCUGUGCACCCCGGCUGCCAUGGAAAAUCUACAAGAAAAUUUUCAGAGAAGGCAUCUGGUCCAGUGACUCAAAGAAUGCAAUGUGCCAAGAAGUAUGAUCGCGCUGAGGAUUUGGUGUGUCCAGUACAAUACUUUAAAGAAGAGUUAGGGUUCCUAAAAUCUCUGGAUGAGAAUGAACUUCUCGGAGCAGCUGAAAAGAAAGGCAGGUCUGAGGUCAGGAUGGAGGUAGCGAGAGCAGCAAGAUCGCUGCCUGAGCUCAUCUUGAAGAGACAUGCUAUUGGAAUAGCCUGUGGUGACAGCCUGAAGCUAAGCAAUAUCAGGAUUUCGAGGUCUAUUGGCAAGUUCGUAUUUGUCGAACCCCCAAAACCUACGGAUAGAUGCCUUAGGCUCGUAGAUGACUUCAGCCGUGGGGCAGAUGUAUUGGAGGAGCUAGCAAGCUCAGUUUUGGGCCCUGGUGCUCGGAUGCCGAAGGUCUGGGAUGAUUUCCUUGACAAGUUAAGAGAGCAAUGCCCAAGAGUGCACAUCAUAAUGUAUCACUCACUCUUCUUGUCAUUGAAUCUGAGGUAUUGUCUAAGGGUCAUUGUGGAUCAGCGGUUCCGCAAGGACUUCGGUUCACUGAAGAAGGAGCAGAAGGAUGCUAUCCGGAAGUUCAUUGAAAAACUUGGCAUGACGCGCAAGGAGGAUCUGCCCUCGCUCCUGCUCAGGAAUGAGUUUCUGAAGUUUGUCUCGUUAAGGUCAAGAAAGGGCGCGCAGGGAAGACGCGGGAAAUCAAAUUCACAGCUGAGCACCCAGGAGGCAGUCUGGAGUGACAAAGGCCGAUCCAUCAUAGCCUUCAACAGAGAUGGCGUCGUCCAUGGUUGCAAGGACGAUCCGAAUGACAAGGAGAUAGCAGCUAUGCCCAACAUCCAGAAGCACUGGAGGACUCAGGAGAAUGUCAUCCAGUUACUGUGUGAGGAGUUUGAGCUUCUUGAUCAGUCAUACAUCGAGCUGUGUGAUGACGAUGAGAAGAUACUGUGGAAACUGGUGAGAAUAUGGGAGCUCUUUGGCGAGACUGAAGGCUAUUGGCAGGCUGCCAUUGCUGCAUUACAUGAAGAGUCAAAAGCUUCACUGGCGAACGGUUCAACCAAGUGUGAGGUGGCUCUUUGCAUGUAAGAGUAACAGUUUACUCUCAGUUUAGGUUGUUCCCCGUAAUGAGAAUUUGCUAGUAGGUUUGGAUCAUUCUCCGAGUCCGAGCUGCCUCUGUUGAGUUGUAUCCUGAUGGUAAUUUGGUGCAGUCUUGAACCUGUCGAGUUGUAUCCUGAUGGUAAUUUGGUGCAGUCUUGAACCUGUCGUGUCGAUGAUGAUAUGUCUGACUACUCUGUUGAGUUGUGUUCUGAAGGUGAUAUUUUGGUGCACUGUUGCACGAAAUAAGUUGCAAUUUGUGGUCAUUC
Molecule: messenger RNA, 1739 nt
Organism: Triticum aestivum (bread wheat)
Lineage: Eukaryota; Viridiplantae; Streptophyta; Magnoliopsida; Poales; Poaceae
Exons: 6
Coding region: 253-1461 (402 amino acids)
Source: RefSeq, a predicted model, not a curated record